Molecule: messenger RNA, 851 nt
Organism: Daphnia pulicaria
Lineage: Eukaryota; Metazoa; Arthropoda; Branchiopoda; Diplostraca; Daphniidae
Exons: 2
Coding region: 126-530 (134 amino acids)
Source: RefSeq, a predicted model, not a curated record
AAACUGUUUCCAACGCCACUGACGUGUGAGAUCUGUUGGAGCAUUGAUCAUUCGCUCCUUUUUCCUCUACUAGUGUACACACAAAGUCGUCGCCAAUUGUGUUGCGUGUGUGCCGAGUGUGUUGGAUGGGGAAAUCGCCUCCACCGCCGGAUGAGGAGGAGCGACAAACACUCGUGAGCGAUGCGUCCGAGUUGAGGCAGUACGGAUCCGCACCACCACCACCAAUCCAUUCGUCGACAACAGGUCGAAAUCGGAUGCGCUCGGGCGAAAGCGACGCCACCGGACACGACGUCAAGACGAUCCAGCAUCAAAUGAGUGGAAUGAACACGGUCCUAAUAACUGCCGGCCAACCAAUGGGCACCGACCGGAAGUCGUUGGCAGCUGCCACAGCAUCGCGACACAAAGAAAUGGAAGAAGAGCCUCAAGACUUUGAAUCGAUCGUCAAAAUCCGCUUGUUUCUCGCAACGGCAGCCCUUUGGCUCCUUUGGCUCCUAGUUUACGUCAUCCUCUCCCACUGGCGCCUUAUUUGAGACACAUCAAAACAUACCCCACGAUCCGCACCACAAAUUCCGGCGCCAUUCACGCGCACAUCCUUUCGGGCUCCAACAAUCGAAAGGAUCAAAAUCGAAAUUUUUAUCUUUUUGAAAUUUUUGAAAUUUUUGAAAUUUUUGUAUUUUGUCAUGUGCGGAGAAAAUUUCUUUUUUGGGAUAAAAAGAUGAAAGUGACAAAGCAGGAAAAAAUGUGGUGGCAAUAAUAUAACCGACAGUAGAGACAAGAGCCAAUGACUAGUCCAACACACACACCAAUAAAAGAAGGAAAUCAUUUUUUUGGCGGGAAUUUCAAACAAGAAA